AUGAUUACAGCGUUAGACUGUAUUGAAAAACUUUUUUCAUAUAAUUAUCUGAUAGAAACCAAUGGAAUCUAUAUAUCAGAAAACGUGGAUGAUAUUGAUGAUUCUUCAAAAGACGCUCAAGACGAAAACAAAAAGCCACUGGUUGACCGAGCAAUUGAUACUGUUUGUGAUUGUUUUGUAGGUGAAAAUACUGAUGAGAAAGCACUUUUAGCUGCUGUUUCAUCAACAAAAACUCCUAUUCACCAAUCCUCACUUCUUAAAUCAAUUCGUUUUUCUUAUAAUAUAUUUUUACUCUCGCGAAAUUCUGUUAAUCAAACAAUUGCACAAGGAACAUUAACCCAAAUGGUUAAUCAAGUAUUUAGUCGCAUCAGAGUGAAUGCUGACGAAAAUAUUGAAUCACCUUUAGAGAAAAGAAAAAAUAUAGAUUUUAGAAAUAAUAAUUAUAACUCAAUAGAAAUUGACAGAUCAAGUGAGAAUGAGGUCGAUUUAGGAAUUGGUAAGAGCCAAAAUUUAAAUGAACAUAAUGACAAUGAUAAUGAGAAAGAUGCUCAAGAGUUAAAUGGUAAACGCGAUACACGAGAUAGUUUUGAGGAAGCUGCUACAUUCACUGGAACUACAGUUGACUUAGAAAGCUCUGAUGCACUGGAAUUUGGACAAUGGAAUGAAUCUCACGAAACUAGCGAAGAACUUGUGAAAGCUGUUGAAGAAGAAAUGGUGAAUUUUAAAGGCCCAGAAGAAUUUUCGGCAGAAGCAAAAAUAUUAUCAGAUUCUGAGAAUCAACAAUCAUCUGAUACUGUGGCCACCCUCGACCAAGCUAAUACAGUUAAUCGGGAUGAUUUAUAUGUUAAAGAUGCUUUUCUCGUGUUUCGUGCUUUAUGCAAAUUAUCUAUGAAACCCAUGUCUGCUGAAGCAUCAAAAGAUUUAAAAUCUCCUCCAAUGCGAUCAAAGCUUUUAAUUGUAAAUAUUGUUUCAAAAAUUACCACAACAUACACUACAAUAAAUUCAUCGUCUGGUGGAUCGUCUUCCACCAAUUCUGAGAAAGAUAAAGAUCCUAAUUCAUCCGCUACAUCGCUUCCUAGUACAUCAACGCAAUCUACAAAUGUUAUUCCACCAUCUCUUGAUACAAAAUCAAUAACUACUAAUACUACAUCACAAUCCCACCCAAAUCUCCCUGCCGAACUUGCAUUAAAAUAUCAGGGACUUGAGUGUCUUGUUUCGAUUUUACGUUCUCUUGUUGCUUGGUGUAGUAAUAAAUCAUCUGUGGAAGGCAUUUAUUAUGAUAAAGAUGAAUCAACCAGAAAAAGUGAAGAAACUGUUACUGAGUUAGCAUUAUCUCAAAAUUCGGCUACGAUACAAAAUACAAGCAAGUCGUCACCAUCAUCUUCUACAAUGUCAGUAUCCGGUUCAUUUUUUAAUGCAUCAUCUGACAUAAAAAGUGCAGUUCCAAAAGCUAUGGAUGAUCCAGAGCAAUUUGAAAACCUGAAGCACCGAAAACAAGUGCUUCAAGAUGGUAUCAAAACGUUUAAUUUCAAACCAAAAAGGCCUUUGGAUCUAGCAAAAUUUUUGUUAAAUACGGAAGGAUUAAACAAGACCAUGAUUGGCGAAUAUUUGGAAAAUAUUGCAACGAUGCACGCGUUUGUUGAUUUAAUGGAUUUUUCAAAUAUGAAUUUUGUCGAUGCUUUACGGCAGUUUUUACAAUCUUUCCGUUUACCUGGUGAAGCUCAAAAAAUUGAUAGAUUUAUGUUAAAAUUUGCUGAACGAUAUGUAGAUGGAAACCCAACACAAUUUGCUAACGCAGGCGGAAUUGGUAUUGCAAAUUUUGGUAGCGCUAUUGUUAAUGUUAGAAGAGAUUUCAAAAGAGAAGCAUAUCAAGCUGCUUCCCAAGAGAUGGCAAAUAAAACUGAGGCUAUGCUGAGAGCACAACGUCGUGGUAUUUAUACCUCAAAUACGACUUUUUACAGUGCUUCUCAUUUUGAACAUGUUCGUCCAAUGUUUGAAGUUGCAUGGAUGCCAGUUCUUGCUGGAUUAUCAGGUCCACUUCAAGACACAGAGGAUGUUGAAACUGCGGGUCUAGCAUUGGAGGGCUUUAAACUUGCUAUUCGUAUCAUAAGCCUUUUCGAUAUGGAACUUGAACGAAAUGCUUUUGUCACUACAUUGGCAAAAUUCACGUUUUUGAACAAUCUAGGUGAAAUGAAACCUAAAAACGUAGAUGCUAUUAAGACUCUUUUAGAUAUAGCAUUAGUGGAAGGAAAUUACUUGAAAGGAUCCUGGCAAGAGGUUUUGACUUGUGUUAGUCAACUAGAGAGAUUCCAGCUAAUAAGUACUGGUGUGGAUCAAACUGUAGUACCUGACUUGCUUAAUGCCAGAAAACAACCAAGGUUAGAUUUAUUUGAAACAACUACUCCACAUAAUUUACUUAAUGAAGGACACUACUUCAUUGAUGCUGCUAACCAAUUUUCGGAAAAAUCCAAUGGGUUUACCGAAUUAUAUGCUGUUCUUAUUUAUAUUUUUGGUUUAGGUCAAAAUGGGCAUAACGUAAACGGGUUCGUUUCUGAAGUGGAUUUGAACACUCGAUCCAUGAUUGAAGAACAUUAUUCCGAACCCGAACAUACAUCAACAACCGUGACUCAUGAUGAACAAAGAACCCAAAAAUUCAAUAAGAUUAUUAUAAAGUGUCUGCUUCAACUAUUGUUAAUAGAUACUGUAAAUGAAUUUUUAAGCAAUGAUACGGUAUACGAGUCAAUUCCCGCCGUGCAUUUAUUGAUAAUUGGCGAAUGCUUAAACAAAUCAUACAGCUUUGCACAAAAAUUCAAUGAAGAUAAAGAAUUGAGAGUGGCACUCUGGAAAAUAGGUGCAUUAUAUAUUUUAUAG
Messenger RNA from Racocetra fulgida, 2871 nucleotides. The record is from the annotation of a GenBank genome assembly. NCBI's taxonomy places the organism in Eukaryota, Fungi, Glomeromycota, Glomeromycetes, Diversisporales, Gigasporaceae.